AUGGCGCCCGGCAUCUUGGAAACGAAUUCCGCGGUGGCGGUCGAGAAGGCAACGACGUUGUCAGAGCUGACAGCCGAAUGGGAUGACACGAUUCGAUUUUAUUUGAACGGCACCAAAGUCGCCGUCGACUCUGUCAACCCAGAAGUGACACUCUUGGAGUAUUUGAGGGGCAUCGGACUGACGGGAACCAAACUGGGAUGCGCCGAGGGAGGAUGUGGUGCUUGCACGGUGGUCGUUUCCCACAUCAACCCAACCACGAAGAAGAUCUACCAUGCCUCGGUGAACGCCUGCAUAGCUCCUCUUGUCAGCGUCGAUGGGAAACACAUCAUCACUGUCGAGGGUAUUGGGAAUGUCAAGAAUCCUCACGCGGUUCAGCAGCGCAUUGCGGUUGGAAAUGGAAGCCAAUGUGGUUUCUGUACGCCGGGGAUUGUGAUGAGCCUCUACGCCCUGCUGCGAAAUGAUCCCUCCCCAUCAGAACACGCCGUCGAAGAAGCUUUCGAUGGAAACCUGUGUCGCUGCACCGGAUACAGACCAAUCCUUGAUGCCGCCCAGAGCUUCAAUGCAAUCAACAACUGCGGAAAGGCUAGUUCCAAUGGAGGGUCUGGUUGCUGCAUGGAGAAAAACGCCUCUGAAGGCUGUUGCAAGGGGGCGACAGCAACCAACGAUCAGAAAGGCCAGGUCAAACUGAAGUUUCCUGCGCCAGACUUUAAGCCCUACAGCCCGGACACGGAACUCAUUUUCCCUGCUGCUCUGAGAAAACACGACUUCCGGCCGUUGGCGUUUGGUAACAAGAGGAAGAAGUGGUAUCGGCCAGUGACGGUGGAUCAGCUGUUGCAAAUUAAGAGCGUCCACCCGGAUGCCAAGCUGAUCGGUGGAAGUACGGAAACGCAGAUCGAGAUCAAGUUUAAGGCCAUGCGCUAUGCAGCAUCGGUCUAUGUGGGCGAUAUUCCCGAAUUGCGACUAUACUCUUUUCACGACGAUUAUUUGGAGAUCGGCGCCAAUGUCUCUUUGACAGACUUGGAAUCGAUCUGCGAACAAGCCGUGCAGAAGUAUGGCUCGACCCGGGGCCAACCAUUCGAAGCAAUCAAGAAGCAGCUGCGAUAUUUCGCUGGAAGACAGAUUCGCAACGUCGCCUCUCCUGCCGGCAACCUGGCCACAGCCUCACCAAUUUCAGACCUCAACCCUGUCUUUGUGGCUACAAAUACCGUCCUCAUUGCCAAGUCUCUUGAUGGCGAGAAGGAAAUUCCCAUGGCCGAGUUUUUCCAGGGCUACAGAAAAACAGCUCUUCCCGCGAACGCCAUCAUUUCCAGUCUCCGUAUUCCAGCCGCGCAGAAGACGGGAGACCAUAUGCGGACAUACAAGCAGGCCAAGCGAAAGGAUGAUGACAUUGCCAUUGUCAAUGCUGCACUGCGCGUUUCGUUGUCGGAGUCCAACGAUGUGACCAGUACCAAACUUGUAUUCGGCGGUAUGGCGCCUAUGACAGUGUCCGCGAAGAAUGCAGAAGCGUUCUUGGUUGGCCAGAAAUUUACAUCCCCGGCGACACUGGAGGGGACGAUGAGCGCAUUGGAAAAGGAUUUCAAUCUGGCCUUUGGGGUUCCUGGUGGCAUGGCUACCUACCGAAAAUCUUUGGCUCUGGGAUUUUUCUACCGAUUCUACCAUGAUAUUCUCUCACAGCUAGAGGUCAAGUCGUCGGACCUUGAUCCCGAUGUUGUUGCCGAGAUUGAACGAGCCAUUUCCUCGGGAGAGAAAGAUCAUGAGGCAUCUGUCGCCUACCAGCAAAAGAUUCUUGGAAAAGCUACUCCGCAUGUCUCAGCACUCAAGCAGUCUACCGGCGAGGCUCAAUAUACCGAUGACCUCCCAGUACAGCAGAACGAGUUGUUCGGUUGCAUGGUUCUCUCCACCAAAGCACAUGCCAAGAUAAUCAGCGUUGAUGUUUCUGCCGCCCUUGAUAUCCCAGGUGUUGUUGACUACGUCGAUCAUACGGACCUUCCGAAUCCUCAAGCCAACUGGUGGGGAGCACCCAAAUCAGAUGAGCUUUUCUUUGCUGUCGAUGAGGUUACCACUGCUGGCCAGCCUAUUGGAAUGAUACUGGCGCACACGGCCAAGACAGCUGAAGAGGCUAUGAGGGCUGUCAAGGUUGAAUAUGAAGACUUGCCAGCCAUCCUCACAAUGGAAGAGGCAAUCGAAGCUGAAUCCUACUUUGAACAUUACCGUUACAUAAAAGAUGGCGAUCCAGAGGAAGCAUUCAAGCAGGCUGCUCAUGUCUUCACGGGUGUUUCGCGUAUCGGUGGCCAGGAACACUUCUAUCUCGAGACCCAGGCUUGUGUCGCGAUUCCUAAGCCAGAGGAUGGUGAGAUGGAAGUGUGGAGCGGAACCCAGAAUCCCACUGAAACACAAACAUAUAUUGCGCAGGUAACUGGAGUCGCAGCGAACAAAAUUGUCUCGCGUGUGAAGAGACUUGGCGGUGGCUUUGGAGGCAAGGAAACACGUUCAAUUCAGUUGGCUGGGCUUUGUGCCACCGCUGCUGCCAAGACGAAACGACCUGUCCGUUCGAUGCUUAACCGUGACGAGGAUAUCUUGACCUCAGGCCAGCGCCAUCCGUUCCUCUGCCGAUGGAAGGUCGGGGUAACGAAGGAGGGCAAGCUUCUCGCUCUCGAUGCCGAUGUCUUCGCCAACGGAGGUCACACUCAAGAUCUAUCCGGUGCUGUUGUGGAAAGAAGUCUCUCGCACAUCGACGGGGUAUACAAGAUUCCAAAUGUCAAUGUGCGCGGCCGGAUCUGCAAAACAAAUACGGUGUCGAACACCGCGUUCCGAGGCUUUGGGGGACCUCAGGGUCUGUUUUUCGCCGAGUGCUACCUGUCCGAAAUUGCCGAUCAUCUCAACAUCCCCGUCGAGGAGCUGCGGGAAAUCAACAUGUACAAGCCCGGCGAAAAAACGCACUUCAACCAGGUUCUCAAAGACUGGCAUGUUCCACUAAUGUACAAGCAAGUCAUGGACGACAGCUCAUACCCACAGCGCCGCAAGGCUGUGGAAGAAUACAACUCGCAGCAUAAAUGGUCCAAACGUGGAAUGGCCAUUGUGCCGACCAAGUUUGGCAUUUCCUUCACGGCUCUCUUCUUGAAUCAAGCGGGUGCCCUUGUUCAUAUAUAUCAUGACGGCAGUGUUCUCGUUGCCCACGGGGGUGUUGAGAUGGGUCAAGGAUUACACACGAAGAUGACUAUGAUCGCUGCCGAAGCGCUUCAGGUUCCGCAAACUGACGUCUUCAUCUCUGAAACGGCUACCAACACAGUAGCCAACACAUCCUCAACCGCUGCAUCAGCCAGCUCCGACCUCAACGGCUACGCCAUUUUCAAUGCCUGCGAACAAAUCAACGAACGCCUCCGUCCCUACCGCGAGAAGAUGCCUAAUGCCACGAUGAAAGAGCUCGCCCACACCGCAUAUUUCGACCGGGUCAACCUCUCCGCUCAGGGAUACUACCGUACCCCGGACAUCGGCUACGUAUGGGGCGAGAACAGCGGACAAAUGUUCUUCUACUUCACGCAAGGUGUCACUGCCGCCGAAGUGCAGAUUGACACCUUGACAGGUGACUGGACGCCCCUGCGCGCAGACAUCAAGAUGGACGUCGGCCGCACCAUCAACCCAUCCGUCGACUACGGUCAGAUCGAAGGCGCCUACGUCCAAGGCCAGGGCCUCUUCACCACCGAAGAAAGUCUUUGGCACCGGGCCUCGGGCCAGAUCUUCACCCGCGGGCCUGGCAGCUACAAGAUCCCUGGGUUCCGCGAUAUCCCGCAGGUGUUCAACGUGAGCCUGCUCAAGGACGUCGAGUGGGAGAAUCUCCGCACCAUCCAGCGCUCGAGAGGUGUCGGGGAGCCGCCACUGUUUAUGGGUAGUGCUGUCUUCUUUGCCAUUCGUGACGCUCUCAAAGCAGCCCGCAAGCAGUGGGGCAUGGAGGAUGUUUUGAGCUUGCAGAGCCCUGCUACCCCCGAGCGCAUCCGGGUGAGCUGUGCUGAUCCCAUUAUUGAGCGGGCGAGAGUUCUUCCUAAGGAGGGCGAGAAGAGCUUCUUUGUUUCUAUUUAG
Messenger RNA from Penicillium alfredii, 4077 nucleotides. Its product is annotated as putative xanthine dehydrogenase HxA. The transcript is spliced from 4 exons. Gene Ontology annotation, molecular function: FAD binding; iron ion binding; xanthine dehydrogenase activity. The coding region runs from base 1 to 4077 and encodes 1358 amino acids. The record is from RefSeq and is a predicted model, not a curated record. NCBI's taxonomy places the organism in Eukaryota, Fungi, Ascomycota, Eurotiomycetes, Eurotiales, Aspergillaceae.